Colletotrichum acutatum is the source of this 429-nucleotide messenger RNA. RefSeq lists its product as uncharacterized. The coding region runs from base 154 to 384 and encodes 76 amino acids. The transcript has a single exon. Lineage: Eukaryota; Fungi; Ascomycota; Sordariomycetes; Glomerellales; Glomerellaceae. The record is from RefSeq and is a predicted model, not a curated record.
CCGUAGUCUUCACGAUCGAGAUUUCCCAUACUAUGGUUAUGGACUCACCGCACCUUGUCGAAUUCGGGUCUUGACAGCGGGUAUGGCGAACGAGCUUGAUGUAGACACCCGUUCUUCCCCCAUCUCGAGUCUCCAAAUUGAGACAUCCCCAUCAUGCGCCCUUCCCAGCAUCUAAAAGUGACGCUCCCCCCACCCCUUCUGCCCAGUCCUUUUGGUCACUCUGUAAGUAAGAAUAGGUGCGCAUCCCAUCGCUUGCUGUGGCUAAGUAUGCUACGGAUCCCAGGUGUGAUUCAUCCCCCACCGAAUCCACACGUGAGUGCUUCACCUGCCGCCAACCGACUCAAUUACGAGUUCCCUUCUUUUCCCCCCUUUCUUUCUGUCUAACUGCUAGUGGCAAUAAGAAGAGUUCCCCCUCAAUCGCCUCAUUUA